Messenger RNA from Dromaius novaehollandiae (emu), 2378 nucleotides. Its product is annotated as beta-1,3-galactosyl-O-glycosyl-glycoprotein beta-1,6-N-acetylglucosaminyltransferase 7. The coding region runs from base 864 to 2162 and encodes 432 amino acids. The record is from RefSeq and is a predicted model, not a curated record. Gene Ontology annotation, molecular function: acetylglucosaminyltransferase activity. The transcript is spliced from 6 exons. NCBI's taxonomy places the organism in Eukaryota, Metazoa, Chordata, Aves, Casuariiformes, Dromaiidae. Gene Ontology annotation, cellular component: membrane.
GAGGGCUGGUUUCCUUUCCAGUUCCCAUCAUCUAGCAUGCUCCGUUACCAGCGCAGAGGUUAAAGCCUCUGAGGUAGAGCAAUACUAUUUAUAAUCAUCAGCAAUGUACUCUCUACAUAUUUGAAAGACUGAUUUCUGUCCUUUAAAGGCUGUCUCAGAACAGUGGCAACAAAAAUUUGGAGAUCAAGUUUUCUCUCAUUAUUGUGAAGCAGAGGACAUUUCUUCUGAGGCAAAACAUCAUUACUGCAGAAUAAAUAUGCUAAGCAUUGCGGGAAGCCAGAUGAAGCCUUAAAUGAAAACAUUCAUGUUAAUAUUUAACCCCUUUCACUUAUGCGAGAUCUCUACACAAGCAACAGAAUGAAGAAUGCCAUCUGAAUUUUGCUGAAGGACAAUGGGGCUUUUUAUUUAUUAAAUUAUGCUGCCUUCUCCUGGCUAAUUUUGUGCAAGGAGCUGCUAAGAAAAAACUAUUCUUCUGGGACCUGAUUUCAUAAUGUUUUUCUCCGGCCUGCGCAUCCAAGGCGGACUGAGGAGCACUGUUGACAGGACAUAGAAGCAAAAUGGAUGAAUCCUCCACCUAACACACAAAUCCACCUUCUGGAAUGCGGAGUGGAAAAGAGGCGUUCUUCCAGCAUGAAAUCCAGUGCAUACCAGAAUUUUGUCUAGGAAGUUCUGUACCACAUGCUUCAAGGAAAAGACUUCAUGUAAUAGCUGCAGGACUCAGGACUUGUGUUGUCAUGCUUCUGACUUUUCAACAAGGAAGAUGUCAGGAAGUCUCUCUCCCUCUCUUUAUCUCGCUUUUCCUUUCAGAUAUUCUGAAUUCUUAAUUAAACUAUGACCAUAAGACAGCAUCUGGAAAAUAAAAAAUGAACCCACUUGAUGCAACAAAAUCAGGAUUUUUAGUGUGCAUUGCUAUCUGCAUGUUCAUUUACACUUUUAUCUACCUAAAGAACACACUUUCUGAAGAGCCAAACGAACAAAAAUUUACUACAGAUACAGCAGAGUGUGGUUUUUACCCGGAUGAACUUUGUUCAGCUCUUUUUGUGGGGAAAAGCGUUGCCUCUCAAAUCGGAAACUUUUGUCAGAACACCUACCAACCGGAAACACUCAACUGCAUUCAGACUUCUUGCAACUGCUCCAUGGUUUUGAAGAGUCUGCGUUUUAUAACAAGACCACUGUCUGAAGAAGAAGGAAAUUUCUCAUUGGCAUAUAUUAUCACAAUUCACAAGGAGCUGCAAAUGUUUGUAAAGCUACUAAGAGCUAUUUAUAUGCCUCAGAAUAUUUACUGCAUACAUGUUGAUGAAAAGUCACCAAAAGAUUAUAAAACUGCUGUACAAAACAUGGUUAACUGCUUUGAAAAUAUUUUUAUUUCCUCAAAAAGAGAAAACGUUGUUUAUGCAGGAUUUUCAAGAUUACAAGCUGAUAUUAACUGCAUGAGAGAUCUAGUCCAUUCCAAAGUUCAGUGGAAUUAUGUUAUUAAUUUAUGUGGUCAAGAUUAUCCCCUCAAAACAAACAAAGACAUUAUACGAUACAUCAAAAGCAAAUGGAAUGGUAAAAAUAUGACACCUGGGGUAGUCCAACCACUUCAUAUGAAACACAGGACACAAGUUAGUUACAGAGAAUAUGUACAUUCUGGAAUGUCGUACGUGUAUCCAACAAAGAAUAUAAAAGCUAAACCUCCAUAUAAUUUGACAAUAUAUUUUGGUAGUGCCUAUUACAUACUCACUAAAGAAUUUGUGGAGUUUACACUGACUGAUGCACGUGCAAAAGAAUUGCUUGAAUGGUCAAGAGACACGUACAGUCCGGAUGAACACUACUGGGUCACACUGAAUCGCUUAAAUGAUGCUCCAGGUGCUACACCAAAUGCAGACUGGGAAGGAAACAUACGAGCCAUUAAGUGGAAAGAUCAGGAAGGAACCACACACAAAGGCUGCAAAGGUCAUUACAUCAGAGACAUUUGUGUCUAUGGACUAGGGGAUUUACAGUGGAUCAUUGAAUCACCUCAUUUAUUUGCCAACAAAUUUGAACCUGCAACAUAUCCGCUUGUUAUGGACUGCCUAGAGAGACGCUACAGACUUAAAGUACUGCGGCAAGCAGAAGUCCCAAUUGAAGAUCACUGGCGUUUUCAGGAAAAUAGCUACUUUAACAUGAAACUGCAUGUUUGAGCUUAUGUAACAUUUAAACAGUGCUCAAAAUAUUGAAAGAAACCAUCAAGAUUUUUAGCCAUAGUCUUCACUCUGUGCAUUACAUCAUAAGGAUAUGCACAAUACUGUACUACUGUUCACCAGUGAAAUAAGCAGUUAGUUUUACUUAUCAUAAUAAAAUAGAGAACAACAACUGCUAAUGGGUUAAUUCUAAAAAUAAAAAGAAAAAUGACAGAG